This is a messenger RNA of Armigeres subalbatus, 2415 nucleotides long. RefSeq names its product 3'-5' RNA helicase YTHDC2-like. The record is from RefSeq and is a predicted model, not a curated record. NCBI's taxonomy places the organism in Eukaryota, Metazoa, Arthropoda, Insecta, Diptera, Culicidae. Gene Ontology annotation, cellular component: intracellular anatomical structure. Gene Ontology annotation, molecular function: RNA binding; helicase activity.
AUGGUAUGUCAGAAGUGGGAACCCAAGGAAGAGUCCCUACAAGGGAUGCCAGAUGGAGUGAGUAGUGCGAAGUCAGAACUGAGACUCACUUCCUACUGUGCCAAGGUACUGCUCGACGUGUACCACGGCACGGUGAAUGACGAGAAGGUUGACCAUCGCCUAAUUUUGGAUAUCAUCAAGUACAUCUGCCUGAAACUGUCGCCGGGAGCAAUCCUUGUUUUCCUUCCUGGUUACGAUGAUAUUCUUGAGCAGUACGAAAUGUUAAAUUGCGGUCUCUGUGGUACGUCAAACUUUCGAAUCUACAUGCUGCACAGCAAUAUGCAAACGAAUGAUCAGAAUGCUGUGUUCAAGCCGGUUCAACCGAACACUCGUAAGAUCAUCCUGUCCACAAAUAUCGCAGAGACCUCGAUUACCAUCGAUGACGUCGUAUAUGUGAUUGACAGCGGAAAAGUUAAACAAAAGCACUACGAUUCGGUGACAUCGACAACUUCCUUGACGGCGACCUGGAUCUCGCAGGAUCUCGCUUGUGCCACGCAACGAGCUGGUCGAGCAGGACGAACGAAGCCAGGUGUCUGUUUUCGGCUUUUCAGUCGACAAAGGUUUGACGCGAUUGACAAGUUUACGCUGCCUGAGAUCCUAAGAGUUCCUUUGACGGAAAUUUGCUUGCAAACGUCGAUUAUUGUAAGCCAUACUUCGAUUCUGAACUUCUUGAGCAAGGCCAUACAGCCACCGUCUACGAUGAGCAUCAAGCAAAGCAUAAAGCUACUGCAGAAGUUGGGCGCUUUGGAUGACGACGAGAACUUGACAGAAUUGGGGCUUAUUCUGGCGGACUUGCUGGUGGAUGCCCGAUUCGGAAAGAUUUUUGUUCGAAAGAUUCUGUUGUUCGGGAUAUUUUUGAAUCGCAUCGAUCCGGUGCUGACCAUCGUCAGUGCGCUGAGUGUGAACGAUCCUUUCGUGCUGCCGACGACUGCUCUGGAUAAGGAUAAAGCGUCCAAGCUGAAGCGGGACAUGGCGGAGGAUUCGUACAGUGAUUGUUUGUGCUUGCUGAGGGCCUUCCAGAAGUGGAAUGAGCUUAAGCCGUCAAUGAAGGAGCGUCAGUUCUGCAAUCGCUUCUUUUUUAAUUUGGGCACGAUGGACACUAUUGGAAGCCUUCGGAGUAAGAUUCUCGGCCAUUUGCGUUCGGUGGGUUUGGUGAAGAGUUACGGGUCCGGCAAUAUCCAGGAUCUAAACCAGAACUCCGACAACUGGCCCGUGGUAAAAGCCAGCUUGGUAGCCGGUUUGUAUCCCAACAUCUGCCGUGUGGAUAAGGAAAAUGCCACAAUCAAAACCCGCAUCGAUAAGAAGAUAAGUCCUCAUCCCAGCUCUGUCAUCAGAGACAAAUCGUUGAAGAAAAACAAAGAAAGCAUCCUGUCUCUACCAUCGGAAUGGAUCGUAUUCGAGGAGAAGACGCGAGCGGGAAUUCACUGCCUGAUUAAGUGCAAUACGGUUGUAGCGCCGGUUACUAUCGCGCUAUUUUGCGGUCCUCUGUUUUUGAACGAAGAAGAGUCGCUUCUCUCUUGGAAAGAUUUGGAUGAAUCCAAUUCGGAUAACGACGAGCAUGACAUGUCAGACAAGAGCAAGUUAAUCGUGGACGAUUGGAUUAACUUUGCCGUGGAUAGCAAUUUCGGAACUUCGGUGUUCCAUUUUCGGCACAAGCUGAGUGCGCUCUUCCUCAAGUUCAUCAGCCAUCCGAGAUCAUAUCAGCCGAAUGCGAACGACUUGUACCUGUUGAACUCGGUGGCCCAGCUGCUGAAGGACGAAGACCGCCACCUGGGAUUCGUAGGCCACACCAACAUAUAGAAGCCUCGACCUGUGAUACAGAACCACCUGAAUGCGACUAAUGGUUUGGGAAGUGCGUUCAAUUUCUCAGUGAACGAUUUCAAAUUGGCUGCCAGUAGUCACAACAAUAACAGCAGCAGCAACAAUGGCGAUGCGAGCAGCAGCCACAAUACCAACAACAAACAUCAUAACAGGAAUCAGCAGCACCACCACGGGAGGGGAGGCAAGCAGCACAAUAAUAACCAAAAAAGAGAACCCAAGGUCCGAUACUUCAUAGUGCGUGCGUCGUCUAUAAUGCUGAUAACCGAGAGUCCUGAUCGAUGGAGUAUUUCAUCGUCGUUGCAACAGAAACUGAUAAAAUUGGUAAAGAAACAACCGCGUCUCAGCAUCAUCUUAUGUUGCCAAUCACAAAGCCAAUGCUUCUACGGAGCAGGUCGAUUAACCCAUUUGAAUCUGUUUUCCAAGAGCACGGUCUCCUUUGAAACGCUAAGUACCUUCGAGAAAAGCUUCCUGCGAGAAAGAGUACUGGAAGAAUACCUCGACGGAGAGGAGCUGUCGCCCUCCAGCGGGCAUGAGUUGAAGGAUUUUUUCAACUAG